Messenger RNA from Corticium candelabrum, 2296 nucleotides. RefSeq lists its product as uncharacterized. NCBI's taxonomy places the organism in Eukaryota, Metazoa, Porifera, Homoscleromorpha, Homosclerophorida, Plakinidae. Bases 1 to 2088 code for a protein of 695 amino acids. The record is from RefSeq and is a predicted model, not a curated record. The transcript is spliced from 5 exons.
AUGAUUGGUCAGAUCCUCGUUACCAUUAUUCUUCGGUCUGCCGUUGCAACAGCGUUUCUUUCUUUCUCUUGUAUCAAUCGUGUGUUUGUCAUGCCUCGUCAUCCGCGUAACAGAGUUCCUCCGAGACCUCGUCCGGAGCGUGACGGUUUUGUUGCUCCCGAGGGGUUCGGCCUAGUUGAUCUGUCUUACUUGGCAGCUCAACUAGAGCCAGUUGCGCUUUGCGCUAAGUGCACAAAGGGACAUCUACGCCUGAAGAUCGGCGUGAACAGAAUGGGCUUUGCAAUUCCGCUUCUGUUCGAGUGCACCAACAGAUUUUGUGGUGGAGAUGUUCGUACGGGCCAUUGCUGUUUUUCGUCUCAGAGGGCUGCUGGUAGUCAGGCGUUCCAAGUGAACAGACGGAUGGUUCUCGCAGCUCGGGAAAUUGGAAGUGGCCACGCAGCUUUGCAGAAACUAGUAGCAGUGGUUGGCAUGCAUGGUGGGCUUUCGAACGAGUCAUUUGCAGUCAACCAGAAGGUUGUCGAGGCAGCCACUACUGCAGUUGCCAAGGAAGAAAUGGCCAGAGCUGCUAUUGAGCUACGUACCCUUUGUGAUUCCACCGUACCUGAUCCUGCUACUUAUCAUCCUGAUGACAGUGAUGACGAUAAUGAUGAUGAUGAUAGUGAGUUUGCUGGCUUUGCCACUACUGACGAUGUUGUGGACGUUGCUGUAUCGACUGAUGGCACGUGGCAGAAGAGAGGGCACCAGAGUCUUUUUGGCAUCCAGGCUGCCAUCUCUGCUGUAACAGGCAAAGUGCUGGAUAUUGAAACGCAGAGUCGGUUCUGCAGGGAAUGCCAAUUCCACAGUUCUUGGGAUCAGUCUACUGAGAAGUUUCGGCUAUGGAAGGAGGCCCACGCCCCAACUUGUAGCAUCAACUUCCGUGGGUCAUCCAAAAGCAUGGAACAGCAUGGGGUACUUUUGAUGUGGUGCCGGUCAUUGGAGCUGCACAAACUGAGGUAUACCACAUUUAUAGGUGAUGGCGACAGUUCUUCAUUCAAGACGGUUACAGCGGCUAAACCUUAUGGGGAUGAUGUCACCAUCACGAAGAGUGACUGCAUUGGCCACGUGCAGAAGAGAAUGGGGACGGAGCUGAGGAGGUUGUGGACAGAGCACAAGGGUGUCCAGAUUCGACUUCCAUCUGGGGAGUAUGUGAGGAAGGGCUUGAAGGGAAAGAACCGGUUGACUGCAGACCUUGUCAACAAGCUGCAAAAUUACUACGGUAUAGCCAUUCGAAGCCACAUUGGUGACAAACCAGGGAUGAUCACUGCCAUCACAGCCAUAUUCUGUCACCAUGCAAAUGACCAUUCCUACUGUCCACCUGGUGAGAGCUCGUGGUGCAAAUAUAACCGUGGUGAUCCCAGCUAUGCCCCAAAGGAGAUAUGGCCAGAAGUGCUAGAGCUCAUGGAGCCAGUUUUCGAGAGGCUGAGCGAUGAAGACCUACUUGAGAGGGUGCAACGCGGUGACACGCAGAAUUCAAAUGAAUCUCUCCAUAGUCUAAUUUGGAGGCGUUGCCCUAAGGAGAUAUUUGCCUCUCAUGAGAUUAUUAAGUUUAGCACGUCUUUGGCAAUUAUUCAAAGGAACGCUGGAAAUGUCGGCUUGGUCAAGGUACUGCAGUCUUUGGGAGUUGGAGACACUGCUUUUUCUCAGCGUCUUCUUGAGAAAAUUGAUGUACGGAAAGAGUACAAUAUUCUUAGGAGUCGAAGUCUGGAGAGCAAGAAGAGACGACAGGUGCUGAGAGGGAUGAAGAAGCGUGUGGAGGAUGUGUUGGAGAGAGAGGGUAAUACUUAUGAAGCAGGAGGUUUUGGGAUGGAGGAGGAGGGUGCAGAAAGUGGAUCGAGCAAAGGUGCUCGAAAGAGGAAGAGGAAGAAGACAGUGAGAGAGCAGGAGAGUCAGUCAACAAGAAAGCGUGCUCAUCGUGGUACAUCAUCUGUCAGCACUGCACCAUCUGAGGACUGUCCACCACCGGCAUCCCGGAGACGUCAACCUACUGUGAGGCGUCCACGAAGAUUGAGAGACGGUGAUGAUUCAGACUGGUCUCCAUCAGGCCAGUAGCUUGUACUCACCAUAUGUGCUCAUUCCUUAGCUACUCCUUAUUCCUUAUUCCGUAUCUCGUAUUCUAAAAUUUUUACUAGUAGUGGUGAAUAUGGCCAGGCCAUAUAUUUGAAAACUACCCGCUAAUGUAAUCGGUCAGUGUACAUUACUGCAGGUUCUGCGUACUGACUUGCUCAGGUUUCUACACAAACAUAGUAGGGUUGUCAGU